AUGUCAUCAAAAGUUCUAUUAGGAGGAGCUGUCACAGUGGCAGCCGGAUAUGCGCUCUAUGAGUAUCAACUUCAGAGACAACAACAGCGUGGAACGCUAGCGUAUCCACAGCAACACGACUCUAGCAAAUUUGAGAAGAAAGGAGGACAAGUAGGUUCCAAGCUGGACGAUAUACGAGACGAUGCGCGUGAUCAACUCUCGCGUUGGAAGAGCGAGGCUGACAAGAAACUGACGUCCACUAUGUCGGAUAUUGAGCAUUCAAAGGCCAAAGGCUCACAGUGGGUUGGAGAACAACUCGGUGAAGCACGCGACGCGGUCACUGAGAAGCGUGAUCGCUACUUGGAACGCUCUGGUGAGCUCAACGCUAUGGUGGAAGCCGACCGCGACAAGAACAAGCCCAACAAGCUGGUGCAAUUGGUGAACGACGCGCGCGACACGAUCUCCACCGACAUUCGUAAUAUUCGCGAGGGCGUUACCGAAGACGCUGGUAGUAUCAAGGAAGCACUAGUUGGUGCCCGCAAAAGUACCGAAGAGUACGGUGAGGAGGCCAAAGACCGUGCUUCGUCUUUAGGAGAUGCAGUGUCGGCUCGUGCUGAUGAAGCCAAGAAAACCCUACAAGAUGCAGGCUCUGCGGCCCGCCAGAAAGCGGACCAAGCUGCAGCCACUGUUUCCGACACAAAGGAGUCGAUUUUCAACUGGGGUUUCAGUAAAGCUGAGAAAGCCAAAGCAAUCGCUAUUGGCGAGUACGACGAGGCCAACAAGCGUUACAACGAGCUCUUCGAGAAGCACAAAUCGCAGAAAGGUUUAUUCUCGAAAGGCGACGAGGACUUGAAACGCCAAGUUGACGUAGCCCACGAGAAAGUGCUCGAAUGCAAGAGAAAGCUCGAUGACGCGUCCUCGCGUUACGCCCAGUACACCAAUGACAACAUCAACGAGUUAUCGGACAAGCUUGACAAGCAAGACCAGCAAAUCCGCAAAGAUGGCUUUUUCAAAUGGUUAUCUGGUGGUAGUCAAAACAGCACCCCAACAGACGCCGACAAAGUUGCUGCCAAGAGUGUUGCUGGUUGGGGAGAGAAUGCCGAGCAACUUGCACGCGAAGAGUUGGAUGAGUUGGUCAGAAACAACCAGAUCGGGCCCAGCGAAGCCCAGAGGCGUUUGGACGAAUGGAAGAAGAUCAGAAAAGAAGGCUGGUUUAGUCACAGGGGCAAGAACGACGAGGAAGUCGCUGCUCGUGCUGCCAAGGCUUUGGAAGGAUGGGGUGAAACCGCCUCUCAAAUGGCGCGCGACGAGUACGAGGAUUUGAAGAGCUCUGCGCCCAAGGAUGCUUCUGAUGCUGUUGAAAAGGCCAAACAGAAGUUAGACGAUGCCAAGAAGCAACUAGACGAGACCGCAUCGAGUUGGUGGUCUUUUGGUAAAGAGAAGAAGAACGACCUGCAUGAAAAGGCACAGCAACAGUACGACCAAGCAGAGAAGGAAUACCGCUCUACUGUCGACAAGUUAGCUGUAUGGUCUGACAAGGCCAAGGGUAAGUUCUGGUCUACUGCCGACUCUGCUCUUGAUGCCACCAAGUCUGGAGCUGAUUCUCUUCACUCCAAGACCAAAGAAGGGCUAGAUUCGGCUCAGGAAUUUGUUCAAGACAAGAAAAACUGA
Lachancea fermentati is the source of this 1650-nucleotide messenger RNA. The record is from the annotation of a GenBank genome assembly. Lineage: Eukaryota; Fungi; Ascomycota; Saccharomycetes; Saccharomycetales; Saccharomycetaceae.